Molecule: messenger RNA, 1710 nt
Organism: Pleuronectes platessa (European plaice)
Lineage: Eukaryota; Metazoa; Chordata; Actinopteri; Pleuronectiformes; Pleuronectidae
Product: roundabout homolog 2
Exons: 6
Coding region: 982-1710 (242 amino acids)
Biological process (GO): homophilic cell-cell adhesion; synapse organization
Cellular component (GO): neuronal cell body; axon; plasma membrane
Molecular function (GO): axon guidance receptor activity
Source: RefSeq, a predicted model, not a curated record
GUUACAGUUGGUUUCAGUCUGCAGAGGAUGAAUCAAGUCAAUCGCUUUUUCUAAGGUUUUCUUUUAUUCUUGGACAUAGUUAAAGAAAAGCCAGCAGACUGUGCCGGUGCGCGCUGCGUAACUGCGCUGCUCACUGGGAUCCGGGCGCGAAGAGGUUAAAUCUCUUCUCAGGGAAACAUUGUCGGGUCUAUGGAGGGGGUAGAGAGGCGCAUACCAAUUGUCGAGGUAUUCCUCUUUUCCCUUGAAUGAAAUGCUGUGGGUAUGAAUCCGUGUCUGCCCCCUCUCGCCUGAGGUCCGGGGGUCUGCGACGCGCGCUGGGGAUCGGUUGGAGCUGAAACCGGGGGCGGAAAGUGAUGGAAAAGUUGCAGUGAUCUCGCGCGCGGAUCUGCUGGAUGAGGGAGGACGCGGGGCGAACUCGCAAAGUUUCCGAUCUCGAGUGACAGAUUCAGACCUGGACGGAGAUAAUGUGACUGCGGGGACGGAGCCUUUUCUUUUUUACGCGUGGACUUCUGCGUCUUCUCCCCGAGUUUCGAGCGAACUUUGAGUUUGCGCUGGAUUUAUUGUUCAUCCUUUUUUCUCUCCUGCGCACAAAGGAACUAAAUGAUUUGAAUGGGAUCGUCUGGCUGGUCACUGAGCGCUUUGGCAGUAACGGGAUGAAUCCAAAGACAGGAUAGAGCUGUUUCUGGUCAUCCAUGGUUUCGAACUAUUCACUCCGGCUGAAACAGAACAUGUGCUGAUAUCCCUGGAACUGUUCGAGCUCAUUCUUAUUUUUUUCUUCUCAUCUGAAACAAGAAGCCAGCUCGUAAUUAACUGCUCUGAUCAUUUGCUUUUAUUUUCUGUGACCAACGAAGCAAAUGUUAAAUGUUCAAACUGUGGACUCUGAGAUUUAGUUUUCCAGUUUGACAUGAAGGAGUGGAUGGCUAAGCUGCUUUUUGAAUAAUUUGGAUUACACUAGGAUAUUUCCCAUAAGAGAGGCGUUGAAUGAUGUCUCCAACUUUUAUUGGAUUUGCAUUUCUGUUAGGAAUUCUCCAUGUGUGCUCAGGAUCUCGUCUGCGCCAAGAGGACACCGCACCCAAGAUUGUGGAGCACCCCUCUGACCUGAUAGUUUCCAAAGGGGAGCCCGCCACCCUCAACUGUAAGGCAGAGGGUCGUCCAACCCCGACAGUGGAGUGGUACAAGGAUGGAGAGCGAGUGGAGACGGACAGGGACAACCCCCGUUCUCAGCGCAUGCUGCUGCCCAGCGGCUCCCUCUUCUUCUUACGCAUCGUCCACGGGCGACGGAGCAAACCGGACGAAGGCUCCUACGUCUGUGUUGCCCGCAACUACCUGGGAGAGGCCGUGAGCCACAACGCCUCACUGGAAGUAGCCACGUGGGAGAUGGGCAGGAUGUGUUUGCCCCAGCGGGUUCUGCAAGCCUGCAGAGCCUUGGGGGAGAAGUGGCCUGAUCAUUCCAGGGUGAGUGCUCCUCUAAAGGGCCCUUGCAUCAUGCCGAUAGUCGUGGUGUGGAAGCAGAUGAUCUUGGGUCCUGGCCUUUGCGUCCAGCCUCGUUUUUCCCUGCCAAUGGGAUUAGGGGAGAGUGCCGACUCUGCAGGUGGAGCCUCUGGGGCCCGGUCCCUGUCGGCCUGGUACUCCCUGCCCUGCACCCGCCUCAAUCCUCAAGGUUUCAAGCUACCUGCCCAGGGGCCCGGCCUAAUUUAUGUUAAGCUGUAG